Molecule: messenger RNA, 396 nt
Organism: Trypanosoma theileri
Lineage: Eukaryota; Euglenozoa; Kinetoplastea; Trypanosomatida; Trypanosomatidae
Product: Tbingi protein
Exons: 1
Source: RefSeq, a predicted model, not a curated record
AUGCGGGAGAUGGAUAUCCCACCGCACAUCAUUCGAUGGUCUGCAUCUUUCCUGAAAGGACGUCAAGCCAAAGUACGAGUAAACAGUAAAUCCUCUCCUUUAAUGCUUUUCCACCGCGGCGUGCCACAAGGAACAGUUCUCGGCCCACUUAUGUUCAUUAUAGUAAUGAAUACCCUAAGCAAACGACUAUCCCAAGUUCCCUUAUUAUUUCAUGGGUUUUUCGCCGAUGAUCUCACACUAGCAGUACGACACGUCAACCGAGACAUCAUCAACAGUACACUGCAACAAGGACUAAACGUGGUGGACGAAUGGUCCACAAAUUAUUUUAUGGACAUUAAUGUGGACAAGACAAAAUACACACUUUUUGGUACCACCAACCCGCAUCCCCUUUCACUG